Molecule: messenger RNA, 7043 nt
Organism: Pundamilia nyererei
Lineage: Eukaryota; Metazoa; Chordata; Actinopteri; Cichliformes; Cichlidae
Gene: col11a2
Product: collagen, type XI, alpha 2
Exons: 61
Coding region: 357-5510 (1717 amino acids)
Cellular component (GO): extracellular matrix
Molecular function (GO): extracellular matrix structural constituent
Source: RefSeq, a predicted model, not a curated record
GAGAGAGAAGGGAGAGAGAGCGUGAUUCCAGGUCUCUCUCUGCUCUCUCCACUUUGGGUACUCGUACCCAAUCUGAGUCAAUGGGGCUUCAGUGCUAGGGAUUAAACUUCAAUAUCAAAUAUAUUUAUUCACCCCAAACCCAUUUUAGUCUUUAGGUUUGGUGCAUUAAUAUAGGUAACUCAUUAAGGAAGGUUUCCGGAGAAAGGUAAAGACGUCUCCAGAGGCGUGCUUUUUUGUCUGUUUCCUCACAGAAGGGUCAGUCGGGCUCCUCUCGUCGGCUGGCUUUCUGUGAGAGGAUAACUUCCCCCAUAUCCCACAUUUACAGCUGACCCAGGCCGGAGAACUACUGCAACACUAUGGAUAUUGGAGCUUGUCCCUUCCGGAAGAAACGGAGACCAUGGCGCAUGGACUUCUCCUCCUUCGCCUUGGUAACCGUGGCGCUCGCCCUGUGCCAAACAACUGUGGUUCAAGCAGACCCGGUCGAUGUGUUACGGGCUCUGCAGGUUCCCUCUCUGCCUGAGGGUGUGAAGAAGGUCCCUGGCUUCUGCACAUCCCGUCGCUCCAGCAGCCCCGAUCAUGCUUUCCGCAUCACCAAGAAGGCCCAGAUCUCCGCACCCACCAAGCAGCUCUUCUCAGGUCGUUUCCCGGAGAAUUUCUCCGUCAUGGCUCUGGUUAAAGCCCAGGCUGGCCUCCAGGCCUUCCUCCUCUCCAUCUACAGCGAGCAGGGCGUCCAGCAGCUGGGUAUCGAACUGGGACGUUCACCUGUUUUCCUGUACGAGGACCAGAGCGGCAAGCCAGCUCCGGAGGACUACCCACUCUUCAAAGGCGUCAACCUGGCUGAUGGCAAGUGGCAUCGCAUUGCUUUCUCUGUUUCCAAGAAGAACGUGACACUGCUGCUGGACUGCAAGAAGAAGAUGACCCGCCCUCUGCCCAGGGGCAACAAGGCAGUGGUUGACACCAAUGGCAUCACAGUGUUUGGAGCCCGCCUGCUGGACGAGGAGGUGUUCCAGGGAGACAUCCAGCAGCUGAUGAUUGCCUCCAACCCUCAAGCUGCCUAUGACUUCUGUGAACACUACAGCCCUGACUGUGACUCCCCUCUGCCCAAAACCCAAGCUCAGGACCCCAACACAUACUACUUUGAUGAGGAGCAGGAUGACCAUGAAUACCCCUAUUAUUAUGAGGAAACAACAGGCAUUGCCUCCUCCUCCGCGACCCCCUCUCCCCAACCUGGGGCCCCCAACCAACAGGAUGUAGACACUGAAUAUUCUGAGGCUGGCCACACCCCUACAGAGACUGAUUAUUACUAUGAGGAGACCUUCACAGAGCCAGAGGGUGAGGUGGUUGGACAAGAAGAAAACGCUGUACAGCCUCAGGUGGAGCCAGCACUGGUGGGAGAAGAGGUAGACGCCGCCAAGGCGGGCGGUACUGGAGAAGAGCUCUUCACUGAGGAGUAUGAGACUGGGGACGUGGGCCUUAAGGAGUACGACUAUAACUACAGAGACUACAAUGAACCAUCACCAGAGACUGCAGAGGUUGAUGGCAACAUUGGCCCCGCCCUGUCCGCUGUGACAGACGAGGGAGGCGCUGCUGUUAGAGGCCAGAAAGGAGAGAAAGGCGAGCCUGCUGUCCUGGAGCCUGGGAUGCUGAUUGAAGGACCUCCAGGACCUGAGGGACCUGCUAUGGCUCUGAAGGGGCCUCCUGGACCAAUGGGAUUCACCGGACGCCCUGGACCCCUGGGAAAUCCAGGAAGUACUGGUUUGAAGGGAGAGCUUGGAGACCCCGGUCCUCAGGGUCCAAGGGGACCCCACGGUAUGAUGGGCCCUCCAGGCAAAGCAGGAAGAAGAGGCCGUGCUGGAGCUGAUGGUGCCAGAGGAAUGCCAGGAGAGCCUGGAGCUAAGGGCGACCGUGGUUUCGAUGGUCUUCCUGGUCUGCCUGGUGAUAAAGGACACAGGGGUGACUCUGGACCACUGGGACCACCAGGGGGCCCAGGAGAGGAUGGAGAGCGGGGAGAUGAUGGAGACGUUGGACCUCGGGGUCUCCCAGGUGAACCAGGUGUUCGAGGAAACGAUGGACCCCACGGUUCCAAAGGAAGCUUGGGUCCCCAAGGUGAGCCAGGACCUCCAGGUCAGCAGGGAACCCCAGGAACUCAGGGAAUGCCGGGACCUCAGGGGGCCAUCGGACCCCCAGGAGAGAAAGGUCCCACAGGAAAACCAGGUCUCCCAGGAAUGCCUGGAGCUGAUGGGCCUCCUGGUCACCCAGGAAAGGAGGGGCCUCCUGGCACCAAGGGAAACCAUGGUCCUAACGGUCCUCAGGGAGCUAUCGGCUAUCCUGGUCCUCGGGGCGUCAAGGGAGAACAAGGCAUCCGCGGCCUGAAAGGCCACAAAGGAGAGAAGGGAGAAGACGGCUUCCCGGGAAUUAAAGGAGAUUUCGGUGUCAAGGGAGAGAGGGGAGAGAUUGGAGUAUCAGGGCCCAGAGGAGAGGACGGCCCGGAGGGGCCCAAGGGUCGUGUUGGACCCCCCGGUGAGGUUGGAGCUAUUGGACUGAUUGGUGAGAAGGGUAAACUCGGUGUACCUGGAGUUCCUGGAUAUCCUGGAAGACAAGGACCAAAGGGAUCUCUUGGAUUCCCAGGAUUCCCUGGUUCAAACGGCGAGAAGGGAACAAGGGGUACUUCCGGCAAACCAGGUCCGAGAGGACAGAGAGGCCCGACGGGCCCCCGAGGGCAGAGAGGGCCGAGGGGGGCCACGGGGAAACCAGGAGCAAAGGGAACCUCAGGAAGUGAUGGACCUCAUGGUCCUCCUGGAGAGAGGGGAUUGCCAGGACCUCAGGGAGCCAAUGGUUUCCCCGGACCAAAGGGACCUCCUGGACCACCAGGAAAGGAUGGCCUGCCAGGACAUCCCGGGCAGAGAGGAGAAGUUGGUUUCCAAGGUAAAAUGGGUCCACCUGGGCCUCCUGGAGUUGUUGGACCUCAGGGCCCAUCAGGAGAGACCGGCCCCAUGGGCGAGCGUGGCCAUCCCGGACCUCUAGGUCCACCUGGUGAGCAGGGGCUUCCUGGUCCUUCAGGGAAAGAGGGCACCAAGGGGGACCCUGGACCCACAGGACGGCCUGGAAAAGAUGGUCCUCCAGGACUGAGAGGCUUCCCAGGAGAGAGGGGACUUCCUGGAACCCCUGGUGGUGGAGGACUGAAGGGAGGCGAAGGACCUGCUGGACCUCCUGGACCUGCUGGGUCUCCUGGUGAGCGGGGACCAGCUGGUACUGCUGGACCCAUCGGACCUCCUGGCAGACCAGGCCCUCAGGGCCCACCUGGACCAGCUGGAGAGAAGGGAGUCCCUGGUGAGAAAGGGCCCAUUGGCCCAGCAGGUCGGGACGGAGUGCAGGGUCCUGUGGGUCUGCCCGGCCCUGCUGGAACAGCUGGAGUUCCUGGCGAGGACGGAGACAAGGGUGAGGUUGGAGAGCCUGGGCAGAAGGGCGCCAAAGGAGCCAAAGGAGAGCAUGGUCCUCCUGGUCCACCCGGGCCGCUCGGUCCUGUAGGUCAGCCUGGUCCAGCUGGUGCUGAUGGAGAUCUUGGACCGAGGGGGCAGCAGGGUCCUUUCGGAGCUAAAGGUGACGAGGGAACCCGAGGCUUCCCAGGAGCCCCAGGUCCCAUCGGACUCCAGGGACUGCCAGGACCAUCUGGGGAGAAAGGAGAGAUGGGAGAUGUCGGACCUAUGGGUCCUCCAGGCCCUCCAGGACCCCGUGGCCCUGCUGGACCCAGCGGAGCUGACGGUCCUCAAGGUCCUCCUGGUGGUAUUGGUAAUCCUGGGGCUGUUGGAGAGAAGGGAGAGCCCGGUGAGGCCGGACCACCUGGAAUCGUAGGAGAGGCUGGAAAGAAGGGUCCUCGUGGAGAGCGCGGAGAGAAGGGAGAGGCGGGCCAACCUGGAACUGCUGGACCUGCCGGAGGACGAGGAGGACCAGGAGACGACGGGCCCAAAGGAAACCCAGGUCCUGUUGGUUUCCCUGGUGAUCCCGGCCCCCCUGGUGAGGUUGGACCCAGAGGCCAGGAUGGUGCCAAGGGAGAGAGAGGAGAGGAUGGAGAAGCAGGAGAACCUGGCACCCCCGGACCUCCUGGUGAGAACGGACCUCCUGGACCCCCAGGAAAGAGGGGUCCUGCUGGUGCAAGAGGAGCAGAGGGACGUCAGGGAGAGAAGGGAACCAAGGGAGAUCCAGGUGCAGUCGGUCCCCCAGGAAAGACGGGUCCUGUCGGCCCUCAGGGUCAACCAGGAAAACCAGGAACCGAAGGUCUUCGAGGACUCCCAGGAUCAGUGGGUGGACAAGGAUUACCAGGAGCUGCUGGAGAGAAAGGACCGCCUGGACCUUUGGGACCGCCUGGUUUGCCCGGCCUGCGUGGAGACCCCGGAGCCAAGGGAGAGAAGGGUCACCAAGGUCUUAUCGGUCUCAUCGGACCUCCGGGAGAGCAGGGAGAGAAGGGAGACCGAGGCCUUCCUGGGCCUCAGGGAUCCUCUGGACCCAAAGGAGAGUCCGGACUUUCUGGAGGCACCGGACCCCUCGGCCCUGCUGGUCCUCCUGGUCUUCCUGGUCCUCAAGGUAUCAAAGGAGCUAAGGGUGCAUCUGGAGGAGCUGGACCAAAGGGAGAAAAAGGAGUACAAGGACCUCCUGGACCUCCUGGCCCACCUGGUGAGGUCAUUCAGCCGCUGCCCAUCCAGAGGAGUCCCAAGUCCAAACGCUCCAUCGAUGCCAGCCAGCUGGCGCCGGAGUUUGACCCUGACAUGCCGGCAUCUGACACCGCUGGCACCGAGUUCCUGAUGGGCAGCGAAGGCAUGGAGGAGAUCUUUGGCUCUCUCAACUCCCUCCGUCAAGAGAUCGAGACGAUGCGUUUCCCUCUGGGCACUCAGGACAGCCCCGCGCGCACCUGCCAGGACCUGAACCUCAGCCAGCCGGACCUCAAAGACGGAGAGUACUGGAUCGACCCCAAUCAGGGCUGCUCCAGAGACUCCUUCAAGGUCUUCUGUAAUUUUACUGCUGGAGAGACGUGUUUGUACCCGAGCAAGGACGUCAACACGGUGGAGAUGAGCUCCUGGGACAAAGAGACUCCAGGAUCGUGGUACAGUCAGUUUUCCACUGGUAGUAAGUUCUCCUACGUCGACUCCAACGGUGAUCCCGUGGGCGUGGUCCAGCUGGGCUUCCUGCGCCUCUUGAGCGUCCAGGCCCGUCAGAACCUCACCUACCACUGCCACCGCUCCGUGGCCUGGGCCGACCAAAGCGCCGAGAACAACUACCAAAGGGCGCUGCACUUCCUGGGUGCCAACGACGAGGAGCUGAGCUAUGAGACCAACCCGUACAUCAAAGCCUUGAUCGAUGGCUGCUCUUAUCGUAAGGGCUUCGACAGGACGGUCCUGGAGAUCAGCACGCCACAGCUGGAGCAUCUUCCUCUGCGGGAUAUCAAGGUGUCAGACUUUGGGGAGAAAAACCAGCAGUUUGGUUUUGAAGUGGGACCUGUUUGUUUCCAAGCCUAAGAACACAAACACACACAAUACAUGCAAACACACACACACUUAGAGACACACUUAUAUAUGAAAAAAAACAUUCAUGCCCAGUAAUUUGUAAAUUAAUUUGUAAAUGAUAUAAAACACACACACACACACUUACUUACAUAUACAUGCAGUUGUUGUGAGACAAACACGCGCUCACAGUAAAGUGCGUGCCGGGGAAACCAACAUCCUCCCAACAAUUAAUGGACGUCACAAAAACAAAAAAAAGAGGAGAGAAAUCUGAAAAACUCGCGGAGAGGAGACCUUCGACUCGCCGCGUGAGACGAAGAUAAAGUCAGGAGGGAGCGUCCUUCAACAUAAAACAGUGUUUUCUUUAACGUCACCGACCUGAGAGCGAGCCGGCAACCUGAGGUCUGAUGCCCCUCUACCUCCCCAUCCAACAUCUCCUCCCAGAAACGGGUCACACUCAUUCCCACUUCCUUAAUCUACAUUCACUCUGCAGGCAGCAUGACUGACGGUCGCUCAGGCUGUGAGAGGCUCCCGUGCAGCCGCCUUUAUCUGUGAUGCAGUUAAAAUCACAUGAAAUCAAAACAGGAGACAAACCAUAAAAGAACAGCCAGAGGUCAGAAACGUUCCCCUGAGCUGUAGAUGAAGCUCUUUGUGAGGUCAUCAGGGGCGACUCUUCAGUCAUGCUGUUUACAGAGUAACAUUCAGAUCUUUUUACACUUUAAGGAACCAAAGAAUUAACGACACCGGCAGAAACACAGGGAACUGAGCACCGAGGUUAACGUGUGGCGAGGUGCAGGACAAUCCCUCCUCCACCCGAGAGGAGCGAGACUGCGCUGAGCCGAUGUGAUGCAUGCACGAGGCAGGAGAGACGUGUGAUCAGUGAAAUCAAAGCCAUUCAUUUUGUAAACUGUGCUAAAUGCAGUGCUGUUGUAUUUGCAUGCUGCUGGUGCCUUUUUUUAAAGACCCGAUUCUUUAAAUCACUCCUCACCGAGGCCGCUAACACCACGCCGCUCCGGUGUUUGCUGAGUCUGGACUCUUUGUUGUUUUCCAUCAGUGUUUAAACAUGUCUGAGCUUCAGAGAUUCCUCCUGUUUUUCCUGCAGCAGCAAAUAAAAAUGCACGCUUUUACUGACCUGUGUGGUAAGGUGCUAAUUACACAAACGUGUCAAAGGUGUAGUGUCCACUCCGACUCCUUCCUGUAGUCUCUUCUAAUUCAUGAAGCUUGUACCUGGGGAAGAUGUGCAUUACAUACCAUUUGUACAGAAAUAGUGAUAUUCUAUUGUAUUUAUUUAAAACUAACAGGGUGCUUUGAGAUUAAAAAAACAAGAACCAACCAAUAUUUCAGUCACAUGUGGUUUGUAUUUAUUUCCUGCAGCUGACACUUGAAGGUCAAACUCACCGCCCUGUUCAAACUCCUUUUGUACGGAAUAAAAAUAAGAAUCUGUGGCCACACGUUACUGUAAGAUCCCGUCUUAGUGUUUGCAUCGACUGUACUGUGCUGUUACAUCCUGCUUCCACUGUAAUGAUUAAACGGUGACUCUCCACCUCU